Molecule: messenger RNA, 780 nt
Organism: Poecilia latipinna (sailfin molly)
Lineage: Eukaryota; Metazoa; Chordata; Actinopteri; Cyprinodontiformes; Poeciliidae
Gene: vps25
Product: vacuolar protein sorting 25 homolog
Exons: 6
Coding region: 63-587 (174 amino acids)
Biological process (GO): protein transport to vacuole involved in ubiquitin-dependent protein catabolic process via the multivesicular body sorting pathway
Cellular component (GO): ESCRT II complex
Molecular function (GO): structural molecule activity; protein homodimerization activity
Source: RefSeq, a predicted model, not a curated record
ACUAUUUGUGUGGUCGGACGCUCUUCCGGACGCUGUCAGCUGUGAACACCGCAUCAACUGCGAUGAGUUUUGAGUGGCCCUGGCAGUACAAUUUCCCUCCGUUUUUUACACUUCAGCCCAAUGUUGACACGAGACAGAAACAGUUGGCAGCCUGGUGUUCCCUGGUUCUGUCCUACUGCCGGCAUCACAAGCUCUACACUGUGGAUGUCAUGGAAGCGCAGGAAAGUCCCGUGUUCAACAACAAGAAGAUAGAGAGAAAACUCUCAGUGGAAGCAAUUCAAGUUGUGUUUGAAGAGUUGAGGAAAAAAGGCAACCUGGAGUGGUUGGACAAAAAUAAGUCGCGGUGUUUAGUCAUGUGGAGACGACCAGAGGAAUGGGGGAAGUUAAUAUACCAGUGGGUGUCCAAAAAUGGCAUGAACAACUCUGUGUUUACACUUUAUGAACUCUCCAACGGUGAUGACACAGACGGUGAAGAGUUCCACGGUUUAGAGGACUGGAUGCUGCAGCGCUCCCUGCAGGCUUUACAGACAGAAGGAAAAGCGGAGAUCAUCGCUAUGGAUGACGGAAAAGGUGUCAAAUUUUUCUAAAGCGCCGCUGGAAUCACACUUUUACACUCCGACCGGGAAACAAGGCGGAUCUUUAGGAUGGGUCGCGCCUCGAUGCAGAGGUGGAUGCUGGUCCCUUAAAUGUUUUUGUAGUUGCCUUUUUGGUUCACAACCUUCUCUUUCUGGAAGAGAACCAUUAUUGUUUGCAGGAGGAAACAAAAAAAAAAAAAAAAAA